Phacochoerus africanus (Common warthog) is the source of this 2587-nucleotide messenger RNA. RefSeq names its product poly(ADP-ribose) polymerase family member 15 (gene PARP15). Gene Ontology annotation, cellular component: nucleus; cytoplasm. The transcript is spliced from 12 exons. NCBI's taxonomy places the organism in Eukaryota, Metazoa, Chordata, Mammalia, Artiodactyla, Suidae. The record is from RefSeq and is a predicted model, not a curated record. Gene Ontology annotation, biological process: negative regulation of gene expression. Bases 47 to 2089 code for a protein of 680 amino acids. Gene Ontology annotation, molecular function: NAD+ poly-ADP-ribosyltransferase activity; transcription corepressor activity.
UCUAACAGUUAUUUUCUAUUUGGACACCUAUGAGGAAAAUUUUCAGAUGAUGCUGGCUGGUAAUGGUUUUUACUGUUUUCUUCAGGCAAGGAAACAAGACAGCUGGGAAGAUAUUCAUUCAGACACAGAUGUUCUAACCUCAAUCCAAACCAAAGAAGGUCUGAAACUCCUGUUGGUAAGGGCGGAUGUUUUACAUUUCUCGGGCGAUGUCAUCGUCAACACUGUUCCUAGGACUCUUCAGCUUGGAGGAGGACCGCUGUCUCGGGUUCUUUUGAAGAAAGCUGGUCCAAACCUCCAGAAAGAGUUAAAGGCCAAAACACAAAAAGCAGAAGAGAAAGUGGGUAGCAUAUUUGUGACAAGUGGCUACGACCUGGACUACCAAGCUGUGAUCCAUGUCGUGGCUCCAGGCUGGGAUAACGGAGCAGGAUCAUCAUGGCAGAUCAUGGCAAAAAUAAUCAGGAAAUGUUUGAAGACUGUGGAAGAACAAUCUUUCGCUUCGAUCACAUUCCCCAUGAUUGCAACAGGAAAUCUGAGGUUCCCCAAAGCUAUUUUUGCUGAACUAAUCCUUUCAGAAGUGUGCAGUUUUAGUAGCAGUGCACAGCUGAACACCUUACAAGAAGUUCACUUCCUGGUCCAUCCAAGUGAUGAUGAAAGCUGUCAGGCAUUUUUAGAUGAAUUCACCAAAUGGUUGAAAAGAAACCCCAACAAGGACAGAUGUCUCAUGGUUGGAGAUAACCAAGGUAUCUUUGGGACUGUGUCGAACCCUGCGGUCUCAACGUAUGAAAUGAAAAUUGGUGCAAUUACUUUCCGGGUUGCUAUUGGAGAUAUCACCAAAGAAAAAGUAGAUGUUAUCGUAAACUCAACAACAAAAACAUUUAAUCUGAAAUUAGGGGUGUCAAAAGCAAUUUUAGAAGGUGCUGGACCAGCUGUGGAAAAUGAAUGCGCUUGGCUAGCUGCACGGCCUCAUAGAGACUUUAUAAUUACACAAGGUGGAUACUUAAAGUGCAAGAUAAUAAUGCAUGUUCUUGGAGAAAAUAAUGUCAGAGAUACAACUUCCACUAUCCUAGAAGAGUGUGAACAGAGGAAGCACAGAUCCGUUUGCCUUCCAGCUAUCGGAACAGGAAAUGCUGGACAGCUACCCAUCCAAGUUGCGGAUGGUAUAAUCAGUGCUACUGAAGACUUUGCAAAGAAACAUUCUACUCCAUCAUUAAAAAGUGUUAAAGUUGUCAUCUUUCUACCUAAGCUUCUAGAUGUAUUUUAUGAAAACAUGAAAAAAAGAGAACCCUCCAUGCCACAUAUCGUUCAGCCCACAUUCUCCAAUACUGCACUUUCAGGACAUUACAGACAAACUUGUAUAAAGAAAAGUUCAAGAUCUGUAGAAUACAACCUCCUGUCAACUGAUUUUCCGUUGGAAGAAGAAAAUGAGAUCUGGGGAAAAAUAACAACAAUCGAACUGGAAGAGAAUGGAAGUGAGAUCGCAGGAGGAGGUGAAAUUCCUGAUCACUGGACUGACAUGAAUCAGCAGCUGUUCUGUGUGAUCCCGCUACAUCGUGGACAGUCAGAAUAUACUGCUGUGAAAGACAAGUUCUCUCAGAUCUCGCAUUCCUUCAAAAUAAGAAAGAUUGAGAGGAUACAGAAUCAAUUUCUCUGGCAGAGCUACCAGGUAAAGAAAAAACAGAUGGACAUCAAGAAUGGCCAUACGAAUAAUGAGAAACUGCUCUUCCAUGGGACAGACGCAGCCUCAGUGCCCCAGAUCAAUCAGCGUGGCUUUAAUCGCAGUUUUGCUGGAAAGAAUGCUGCCUGCUAUGGGAAAGGAACCUAUUUUGCUGUUGAUGCCAGUUACUCUGCUAAUGAUAAAUACUCCAUACCAGACAGCAAAGGGAGGAAGCAUAUUUAUGUGGUGCGAGUACUUACAGGAGACUAUACACAUGGACAAACAGGAAUGCUCACCCCUCCAUCAAAGAACUUUGACAAUACCAAAGAUACAUACGACUCGGUCACAGAUGAUAUAAACCAGCCAAAGCUAUUUGUGAUAUUCUCUGAUUAUCAAGCGUACCCAGAGUACCUUGUAACUAUGUCAAAAAGAUAGGUUUUUCUCCAUUUCAAAGAGAAAAGAGAUGGAGAAAACAUCUUACAUCUAUAAGAACAAUUUAUAGAGCUUUAAUCUAUCUGUAAGAACAACUUCUAGAGCUUUCGUCUUUGCCCUUGGCUUGUUUCCAUAGAUAAAAAUCUCUCUGUUAGGUGCUGAAAUGCUGAAAAGAGCCUUUAAAAACUGUCCUAUUGGGAUUUGUAGUGCACCACUCUUCUGAGCAUCCUGAUGGGUGGAAGCUGAGAAAUGUAAAUGACACAAUUACAGCUACGACCACUCACAGACACCAAAUCUAUAGGAAAACAAAGAGCACAUUACUUUCUUCAGAAAAGAAAUAAGCAGAACCGCUUUAAAACCAACAUGUCACUGUUCUUACAGGAACACAUUAAGGUAUCAAACUGUGUUGAGCUAACCAUACUAUUAAAUAAAUAGGCUGCUAUAGUGCAUCUGUAACAGCUGAGGAGCUCUCCUCCUUAAGAAACACAUUUGGAGUUCCCU